AUGGCAGCGGACGGACAGUGCUCGCUCCCCGCUUCAUGGCGGCGGGUGACCCUCACCCACGUCGAAUAUUCCGCAGGUGAUCUUUCAGGCCACCUCCUUGCCUACCUGAGCCUCAGCCCCAUCUUCGUUAUUGUUGGCUUUGUGACACUCAUCAUAUUCAAGCGAGAGCUUCACACUAUUUCUUUCCUGGGGGGUCUGGCACUCAACGAAGGGGUCAACUGGCUAAUAAAGAACAUUAUCCAGGAGCCCCGGCCCUGUGGAGAUACGCACUCCAUGGUGAAUACCAAAUAUGGAAUGCCUUCCAGCCAUUCCCAAUUUAUGUGGUUCUUCUCAGUCUACUCCUUCCUUUUCCUUUAUUUAAGAAUGCAUCAAACAAACAACGCCAGAUUCUUGGACUUGUUAUGGAGCGUGCUCUCUCUGGGCCUCGUGACAAUAGCCUUUCUUGUCUCAUAUAGUAGAGUGUAUUUGUUGUACCACACCUGGAGCCAGGUUCUCUAUGGAGGGGUUGCAGGAAGCAUCAUGGCUGUCGCGUGGUUUGCCUUCACACAGGAGAUCCUCACUCCACUGUUCCCCAGGAUAGCAGCCUGGCCCAUAUCUGAGUUCUUCUUAAUUCGAGACACAAGCCUCAUCCCCAACGUCCUGUGGUUUGAGUAUACGGUCACCAGAGCAGAGGCCAGAAACAGACAGCGAAAGCUGGGUACAAAGCUACAGUGAGAGUGCUUGGGCGUGGCUGUGCCAGCCCCACAGAUCUGACUGGUAGGAUGCCGCC
Molecule: messenger RNA, 769 nt
Organism: Trichosurus vulpecula (common brushtail)
Lineage: Eukaryota; Metazoa; Chordata; Mammalia; Diprotodontia; Phalangeridae
Product: dolichyldiphosphatase 1-like
Biological process (GO): protein N-linked glycosylation; lipid biosynthetic process
Cellular component (GO): endoplasmic reticulum membrane; intracellular membrane-bounded organelle
Molecular function (GO): dolichyldiphosphatase activity
Source: RefSeq, a predicted model, not a curated record